This is a messenger RNA of Ambispora gerdemannii, 975 nucleotides long. NCBI's taxonomy places the organism in Eukaryota, Fungi, Glomeromycota, Glomeromycetes, Archaeosporales, Ambisporaceae. The record is from the annotation of a GenBank genome assembly.
AAUUCGAAUCAAGUUUUAAACCAGACUUUAAUUGCAAAUUAUGGGGGCAAACCUUUAUCCAAAAACUUUUUGCCUCAAUUUUUAGCGAAAAUCAAGACUAUCGUUAUUACAAUGAAUAAUUUGCCAGAUCAAAUUGUGUUAUUUGGAGACUCGCUUACCCAGCGCAGCUUCGAUGCAAAUAAUAAUGGAUGGGGUGCGUUAUUACUUAAUGCAUACGCGCGUAAAUUAGAUGUUUUCAACCGGGGAUAUUCUGGAUAUAAUACCAGAUGCGCAAAAUACAUUCUCCCACAGCUCCUUCCCGCUUCCUCGUCUUCGUCACCAAAAAUCCAAUUAUUAAUAAUAUUCUUUGGAGCAAAUGACGCUGCAAUUCCGCCAUCAUCUCAACAUGUGCCUCUCCAAGAGUACAAACAAAACUUGGAAUGGUUAGUAGAUCUAGUCAAAAAUCCCGAAUCAAAAUAUUAUUCGCCUGAGACACGUGUUUUGUUGGUCACGCCUCCACCACCAGACAAUGAUGCUUGGGAGGAAUUUUGUCGUUUGCAAGGAAAUACAGUACCGCGUAAUACGUCAGUCACGAAACUUUAUGCGGAUGCCUGUAUUGAGGUUGCGUUACGUAUUGGUGUUCCGUGCGCAGAUGUUUGGUCAGGAAUUAUGAAUAGAGUAUGGGAAAAGAAAGUUGAUGAAGAUGGGGGCGUGAAGGAGCUAAAGUUGACUGAUUUUUUGUGUGAUGGGUUGCAUUUUGGUGCACUUGGAAAUGAGACUGUAUUUAACAUAGUUAUGGGUUCCAUUCGAAAGAAUUGGCCAGAACUUGAUCCUGAAAAAUUACCAUUGAUUCUUCCUGAUUACUCGUCUCUAGAUUUUGAAAAUCCUGAAGAUUUCAAGACUCGAGAGCAUUUUGGUAUGCGCGAGAGCAUGAGACAGUUCAGCGAUGAGCGUGGUGAAGAUUGUGCGGAUGUUGUCGGGAGUCCAGCUGGUUAA